This is a messenger RNA of Cyprinodon variegatus (sheepshead minnow), 1825 nucleotides long. It is a transcript of the gene sytl3, whose product is annotated as synaptotagmin like 3. The record is from RefSeq and is a predicted model, not a curated record. Gene Ontology annotation, molecular function: neurexin family protein binding; small GTPase binding. The transcript has 13 exons. The coding region runs from base 157 to 1452 and encodes 431 amino acids. Gene Ontology annotation, biological process: intracellular protein transport; exocytosis. NCBI's taxonomy places the organism in Eukaryota, Metazoa, Chordata, Actinopteri, Cyprinodontiformes, Cyprinodontidae. Gene Ontology annotation, cellular component: exocytic vesicle; plasma membrane.
AAGGCAAAAGGGGAGGUCUGAGGGAGGGCCCAACAAGGGGGGAGGUUUAAAGACCCAAGAGAGUGAGAGGAGGAGUCAUUGCAGAGGAAAGCAGAGAGGAGAGCUUUCAGAAAGCACAAAAGCAAAUACUUCUGUUCCAUAACGGCUUCUUUAAAGAUGGAUUUAGGUGUUCUUCAAUUUCUGGAAAGAGAAAGAGUCCUUGAGGUCCUUCAAAGGGACAAACAACUGCGGAGGAUUGAAGAGGAAAGAAUCAGAAAGAUGAAGUGUGAUCUGCAAGAGCUACGGAGGAAGGGUGCCAAGAGCUACACCCGGCAGUAUGGCGAGAGAACCUGCGCCCGGUGCCAGAGGUCUUUGGGAAAGUUCUUGAACACAGGCGCUGUGUGCCGGGGAUGCAGCCAUCGCAUCUGCAGCAGGUGCCGUGUUGGGGCCACAGACUGGAAGUGCACAGUGUGCCAUGCUUAUAGAGAGGUGAAGAUCCGAUCAGGAGAAUGGUUUUUGGAAGAAAGGGCAAAGAAAUUUAAAAUCACCACAGGAAAGUAUGAAACUGCUGGGGAGAAACUAUUAAAGCUCUACAGUGUGCAGAGAAACAUAUAUGUUGUGCCUCCAACGCCUCCACCUCACAUGGAAUAUGAAUUUAGAGGGAGAUUCAGGGAACUAAAGAAUUCCAAGGCUUUCACACAAUCUAUGGAAGAUCUCAUGCUUAGCUUCAGGAGUCAUAUUAAAAGAUUCUCCAACUCUCAGAAUGAUGUGAGAGGAGACCUGCUGACAGUAGACCCCAACCGGACAUGUUUUCGUUAUAGCACCCAAAAAAGCCUUUCAGAAACAGACAUCCACAAAUCUUGCUCUCUAUCUAAACAGGAAAGUCUUCCAAACCUGUUCAAGAAAAGCAAAGACAGCGACCAUGAGAGUUCAUCUACAGGUGCAGAGGAAGAAACCUCGUUCAGCUCGGAGCAAUCUAUUAAUCACAGAGGCAGCAUUAGCAGCAUCAGCACAGAGUGUGGGAUCUUUGAGGGCAUCCUUGUGUCUGGGGAGAUGGAGCUUGCUGUGGCUUACAACCACAGCUGCUCUUGUCUGGAGAUCACAGUCGGUUCCUGCAGAAAUCUGGCUUAUGGAAACAGCAAGAAAAAGAAGAGUCACCCAUAUGUGAAACUCUACGUGCUUCCAGACAAAAACAGUAAAAUGAAGACGUCGGUGAAGAAAAACACAACUGACCCCGUUUAUAAUGAGGUUUUUAAGUAUAAUAUAGAGCGCCAUCUGCUGUUUGGAAAGAGACUGCAGGCCUCUGUGUGGCAUUCAGGGACCCUCACAAAGAAAGUGUUUUUGGGUGAGGUGCUCAUUCCCCUGGAUGGCUGGAGACAGGAGAACAGCACCUUCCAAGGCUUAUACUGGUACCCACUGUGUCCAAAGGCUGAGACUCCAAGUGGUAGCACAGCAGACUUCAAUGGACACUGAAUCUCCAACAGUCAGGUCUCUGACAAUGUGGAAGAAACCAGGAACUCAUGGAAAGAAGCCCAUCUACAUGAUCUGGGAUCUGCUGGACCACAGCUGUAUCUGGAAGAUGCUUGAAUGGACUCUAAUAACAGCAGUUGUGCUUUUAAUAGUAUCAAGUGCCACUUUACGUUGAAACUUUCCUAUGAAGCAUUCCUAAUAACAUUAGACACAAAAAUCACUUUUCUUUUGAAAAAUAAGAUUUUAAAGUCAAUCAUUUUUUUUAUAUUACGGUAUGAACAGAUUGCAUUAAGUCUAUGUAGGAAAUAAAUUCAUUUAUCAAAGGUUAUAUGUUUUUAAAGCAAAGGCUUUAACAAAGGCUGGAUAGAGCAUAUUG